Molecule: messenger RNA, 1716 nt
Organism: Plasmopara halstedii
Lineage: Eukaryota; Oomycota; Peronosporomycetes; Peronosporales; Peronosporaceae
Exons: 1
Coding region: 1-1716 (571 amino acids)
Source: RefSeq, a predicted model, not a curated record
AUGCUGCUUAUCAUCGGCUCAAUACGCAUCGAAAUGCUAUAUUUUCUUUUGAAAACGUAUGAUUUCUGGUAUUUUACCGUGAAUAAUGUUGCGUUUGGGAUAUGUUUCUCUGUAUUGCUUAGUGACAGUCGUAUCGUAGCGAUCUUGGUUGGUUGUGUGAUCGUACAAAUCAGCAUUAGUGCUGAUGCACUUGUAAGCGAUAGCCGUCAGCUUUUCUUAUCCAGUGUCACUAAUUGUGGAACACAUUUUGCAAUGUUCUUGAUUGUGUUCUUACGACGAGUGGAUGAUGAUGGAAAUGUAGACGCUUUCUUCGUUUCGUAUUCAAACAAACUCACUGGAGUUUCAAUUCGUGAUAUUCUUAUGAAUGCACAGUUCAAUAUGACUUUAUUGUUUGGACGACUUGUUUACAAUAAUUGGAUUGCAAUGCGAGAACAACUCUCGGCAAUAGAAAGCUGUGCCAAAUCUCAGACUAACGCUCUUCCAAGCCGUCGACGCUGUGUUAGCUAUUACUGCACGGUUGGACUGCAAACGAAAUGUAACUCAAAUAGCGUUCAACAAGGAUGGACAGGCUCUGAUCAUCAAAAUAUCGAAAUGAAUUCUCGGGUGGGAAGUGUAGUUGGCGUUGAGUCAUACGAAAACAUGUCAAGUGCCAUCCCAGGACUUCCAUCUGAGCCAUUAAACGGCAAAUCUAGGAAGUUAACAAUGCCAAAAGGAAGAUUUUCCCUCACACAGAAUUGUAUUGGUAUGCAAAUUCAGCUCCACUUUGUACCAGUUGCGGCAGAUUUUGAUGCUCAUGAAACGCUGAUGCCAGGAUUUGGUAGCUUUCUUGAUCGAAAUUUUGGAUCGCUCCCAUUAAAUACAAGACAACGCAUGUUGUUACACAUCUUUCAUAUCUUGGGCUACUUUGGUAUAUGUACAUUGGUGUUGGGAGCUCUAUCUGCGUGGAUAUUAGACGAUCAAGACCUUGAUCAGAUCCAUCCAGGUCUUGCACAGACUCAAUUGAUUGCGUUCUUUGUAUCGGUUUUCUUUUGUUCGGUCUUUUUUGCAGCUUACCAGCGACAACUUCUCCGGAAAUUGUUUUCGUCUUUUAAUUCCCUCUUUCUCUCUGCUAAACUGACGACUGUAUCGCUAAUGCUUUGUCAGUUCCUGAAAUGGGAUCGGAGAGUGUUGUGGGUCUGGAGUGCAUGGCUAUGGAUGCAGUGGGCGAUUACGCUUGAUGCUUUACCUCCAAGUUCCAUGCGUCUUUUGGCUUUUCAACGUUCUUUUCUUGUGUUGUAUGUGCUCAGUUUUGAACUCUUUGGUCUGUGUUGCUUGGUUUUGGAACUUGUUGCUAUAAACCGUUGGAUCGUGCCCAACAUUGCCUUAGUAAAUUAUGAAAUCUUUGGACGUCACUUACAUUUGAGUGCACUUUCGACGUUAGUUUCUCGACUAUUGACAAUAUUUAUUUGGGAAUGCAGGUUAUUGUGGUUUAUUUCUUUAGCACUUUAUCGUCAUCGUCAGCGUCAUCGUCGCGUGGUCUCUGCUGACUCAAUUCAAGGUCGUGGCGAUGAACGUCUGCUCUUGACUGGGCGAGUCGAGUAUUUUUACGAGCUCGAAACACGCACUUGUACACUUGCCGCGAAAUCAAAGUGGAGUAGAAGCUUUCACAGUCUUCGUAUCCCUCGAGCGAUCCAGCGGCGGCGUGCAAAAGACCAUUUGCAUGCAGAAGGUGUGUGA